Molecule: messenger RNA, 3911 nt
Organism: Globicephala melas (long-finned pilot whale)
Lineage: Eukaryota; Metazoa; Chordata; Mammalia; Artiodactyla; Delphinidae
Product: trophinin-like
Biological process (GO): negative regulation of transcription by RNA polymerase II
Cellular component (GO): nucleus
Source: RefSeq, a predicted model, not a curated record
GGGAGGGGGAGCAAAUAGGCUCAGACCUAAGGAGAGGCUUGGAGAGAGCGAUGCCUUCUGGACGGGAGAGGCCCCUUCUCGGCUUUCCAGAAAAAUGGAUAGGAGAAAUGACUCCGAUUAUAAGAUGACCCCGUUCCAGGUGAGGCCCCUCUGCAUUCUUGGCAGGCCAUCUGCCCUAUUCUGAGUUCAUUUAAGGCUGUUGAGCCCCUACCACUCUGUAGUUGCAUAAUUUCCUGCCUAACCUGUUUCAGUCCUCCCCUGAAUGGUGGAGGAGGAGGUGAAGAAAACCUGCCUAUUUCUUGCUCCCUUCCUCUUCCUUCACCCUCCCCUUCAAUCAGUCACCAUUCAGAGGAGGGGGAGGUUUUGUAGAAAGGGUGGAUUGUAGGGAGGCCAGAUGGCUCAGCACGUUAUAAUCUUAAGUGUGUAGGGCCCUCUGGGAGCCUGGGCUUCACUUCCCUCCAGAUGUACAGCCUGAGACAACAGAAGAAGAUAGUGUCUUGCUGAUGCAUACCCUCUUGUCAUCAACCAAGGACCUACUAGCUAUGGACCCACCAGUUGCCAACCGGCCUAAGAAAAGCAAGACCAAGAAGGCCCCUAUUAAGGCUAUCACUAAGACAGUACGCACUGCCCCUCCAGUUCCAUCUGCCAAUGUGAUUACCACCAACAAGCCUAAAAUAACUUUUCUGGCUUUAAACCUGCCAAUCAUCCCCCAGAUCAACCAGGCUUCAGCUACCACUGAGGUAGCCAAUACUCAGGCUUCUUCAUUCACUGCUCAGCCUAAGAAAGCCAACAAGACAAAGAGAGUUACUGCUAAGGCAGCCCGAGGCUCCCAAUUUCCAACUGGCAGUGAGAGUGUUACUACACAGAUCAAGUUACCCUUGUAGGCCCUAAAUGUGCCAGUCAUCCCACAGACUAUCCAGGCUCCGAUUGCCACUGAGUCAGCCAAUUCUCAAGCCUUGUUAGCCUCCAUCAAGCCUAAGAAAGCUCCCAAGGCUAAGAAGGCUAACAAUAAGGCCAUAACUAGUGCCACUGAGAUCUCACUGACUCCAUCCACCACCUACUCAGCUACCAUCCAAGGCCAAACUAAGAAAACCUCCAAAGCCAAGAAAGCAACUGUUAAGGACACAAAUACUGACACUGAACUCCUAGAGACCCCAGAUGCCACUGAGACAGCUAGGCAGAUUGAGGCCUCAGCAGCAGCUAUCUGGCCCAAAAAAUCCAAAGUCAAGAAGGCUGCCUAUAAGGGCCCAAAUUCUGCCUGUGAGAUCACUGAGGCCCCACCUGCCGGUCAAAUGGUCACAAAACAAGCCCUAGCAGCCACCCUCCGGGUCAAGAGAAGGUACAGGGCUCAGAAGGUUGCCACUAAAGCCCGGACAACUGAAAGCCAGACUCAAAUUGACAAAGGGGCCCAGGCCAAGAUGACUACCCCUCAGAUCAAUAUAAGUGCCCUUGAGACUCAGGUUGUUGCUGCUGUCCAGGCCCUGGCAGAUGACUACCUGGCUCAGUUGAGUCUGGAGCCAACAACCAGGACCCGGGGCAAGAGGAACCGAAAGUCCAAGCAUCUGAACGGGGAUGAGAGAGGUGGUGGUAAUUAUAGGUGGAUUCCAUGGGGCCAGAGGCCUCCGCUAUCCUGAGAUGUGGCCAUUUUGCAAGAAAGGGCAAAUAAGUUUAUGAAAUACCUGUUGGUUAAGGACCAGACAAAGAUCCCCAUCAAGCGCUCAGACAUGCUGAAGGAUGUCAUCUAAGAAUAUGAUGAAUAUUUCCCAGAGAUCAUUGAACGAGCAAGCUAUGCUCUGGAGAAGAUGUUUCGAGUCAAUCUGAAGGAAAUUGAUAAACAAAGUAGCUUGUAUAUUCUCAUCAGCAUUCAGGAAUCCUCUGCAGGCAUCCUGGGAACGACCAAGGACACACCCAAAAUAGAUCUUCUCAUGAUGAUUCUGAGUGUCAUUUUUAUGAAUGGCAACAAGGCCAAUGAGGCUGUCAUCUGGGAGUUGCUGCCCAAGUUGGGGCUGCACCCUGGGGUAAGGCACUCGCUCUUUGGGGAAGUGAGGAAGCUCAUCACAGAUGAGUUUGUGAAGCAGAAGUACCUGGAAUACAAGAGGGUCCCCAACAGCAGACCACCUGAAUAUGAGUUCUUCUGGGGCUUGUGCUCCUACCAUGAGACUAGCAAGAUGAAAGUUCUCAAGUUUGCAUGCAAGGUGCAGAAGAAAGACCCCAAGGACUGGGCCGUGCAGUACCGGGAGGCAGUGGAGAUGGAAGUCCAAGCUGCAGCUGUGGCUGUAGCUGAGGCUGAGGCCAGGGCUGAGGCAAGAGCCCAAAUGGGGAUUGGAGAGGAAGCUGUGGCUGGGCCCUGGAAUUGGGAUGACAUGGAUAUCAACUGCCUAACAAGAGAAGAGUUAGGUAAUGAUGCUCAGGCCUGGGGCAGAUUUUCACUUGAAAUUGAGGCCAGAGCCCAAGAAAAUGCAAAUGCCAGCACCAACAUUGACUUCAGCAGAGGAUCUAGCACCAGGGCUAGCUAUAGCGAUGGUGCUAGUACUAGCUUCAGUGGUGUCCCCAGCCCCAGUAAUGUCUUUGGUGACAGGGCUGGCAUUAGCUUUGGUGGCACAUGCAGCACCAGUGCCAGCUUCAGCAGUGUAGCCAGCAUUAGCUUUGGUGGACCUUGCACCAGUACCAACUUCAGUGGUGGGGUCAGCUCUAGUUUCAGUGGCCCACUCAACACCAGUACAAGUUUCAGUGGUGGAGCCAGCUCUGGUUUUGGAGGCAUACUCAGUACCCCUGCUGGCUUCAGUGAUGCACUCAGUAUGAGCACCAGCUUUGGCAGUACACUCGGCACCAGUGCAGUCUUUAGUGGUGCACUUAGCACCAGCACUGGCUUUGGUGGCACACUCAGCACUAGUGUCUACUUUGGUGGCUCUCCCAGUUCCAGUGCCAGAUUUGGUGGCAAACUCAGUACCAGUAUCUGCUUUGGUGGCUUUCCUAGCACCAGCACUGGUUUUGAUGGUGUACUCAGUACCAGUGCUGGUUUAGCUGGUACCAGCUCUUUCAGCAAUAGCACUGACUUUGGUGGUACACCAAGCACCAGCUUCUGCUUUGGUGAUUCUCCCAGCACUGGUGCCAGCUUUGGUGGUACACUCAGCACCAGUCUUGGCUUAGGUGGUGCACUCAACACCAGUGCUGGUUUUAGCAGUGCUGUCAGCAUUAGCAUUGCCUUCAACAGUGCACCCAGUGCCAACUCUGGCUUUGGCAGUGUGUUCAGCACCAGUACUGACUUCAGUGGGGCACCUAACACCACUACUGACUUUGGCAGUGCUCCCAGUACCAGCAUUAGCUUUGGUGGAGCCCCCAGCACCAGAUUCUGCUUUGGCAGUGUGUCUAACACCAACCUAUGUUUUGGUGGCCCUCCUAGUACAAGCACCUGCUUUAGUGGUCCUACCAGUGCCAGUUUUGGUGAUGGACUCAGCACCAGUGCUGGUUUCAGCUUUUGUGAUGGGUUAAGCACCAGCACUGGAUUUGGUGGUGGACUGAGCACCAACUCUGGCUUUGGUGGUGGACUGAUCUCCAGUGAUAUCUUUGGUGGUGGGCUGGGCACCAAUGCUGGUUUUGGCAGCACACUUGGCACCAGUGCUGACUUUAGUAGUGGCCUCAGCAUCAGUGAUGGCUUUGGCGGUGGGCCUAAUACCAGCUUCGAUGGAAGACUGAGCACCAUCAUUGGCUUUGGCAGUGGUUCCAACACCAGCACUGGCUUUAUUGGUAGACCCACUUCCAUUGUUGGCUUUGGCAGUGGACUGAGCACCGAUGCUGACUUCAACGGUGGACCAAGCAGUAGUGCUGGCUAUGGCAGUGGACCGAGCAAUGCUGCUGGCUUUAGUGGUGGAGCCACCAGCCUUGGUGCCUGUAGCUUCUCCUAUGGCUAG